AUGGAGUAUGGUCUUUAUGUUCAACAUAUAUAUGAUAGCAAUAUGAUUCUGGUGUGUCUCUAUUUUGAUGACAUAUUGCUAACAGGGAGUUGUUCAGAUGAGAUAACUAAGUUUAAGAAGGUGUUGAUGAAUGAGUUUGAGAUAACUGAUAUAGAAAAUAUGAUAUAUUUUUUAGGGAUGGAGAUUUUGUACUUUGAUAAGGGUAUAAUUUUUCAUCAACUGAAGUAUGAACUUGAGCUUCUGAAGAGAUUUGAUCUAAUAAAUUACAAGUCUGCAAUCACACAUGCUGAAACAAAUAAGAAGUUGGAUUCUGAUGUUAAGGGUGAUGAUAUAGAUGCUACAAUCUUCAAACAGUUGGUUGACUGUCUUAGAUAUUUGUGCAAUACCAUAUCUGACAUUUGUUAUGCAGUUGAAAUGGUGAGUAGAUUUAUAAACAAACCAGAGUGGUCAGAUUACCAAGUUAUUGUCAUGAUACUGAGGUAUAUUAAGGGGACUUGGAAGUAUGGACUUUUGUUCUCUUUUGAUUGUGAAUCUGAUUCAGAGUUGAUAUGUUGUUCAGACUCUGAUUGGUGUAGAGACAGAGUUGACAAAAGAAGUACUUCUGGAUAUUUCUUCAAGUAUCUGAGAGGUUUCAUUUCUUAG
Molecule: messenger RNA, 642 nt
Organism: Lathyrus oleraceus (garden pea)
Lineage: Eukaryota; Viridiplantae; Streptophyta; Magnoliopsida; Fabales; Fabaceae
Exons: 1
Coding region: 1-642 (213 amino acids)
Source: RefSeq, a predicted model, not a curated record